GCACCAACUUCUCGUCUCCCUUUCUUUUUCCUUUUUUUUAUGAAUUGCCCUUUAAAACUAAACCAAAUCCCCUUUCAUCAAAUGCUCACAAUCUUUAUAGAGUUCAGUUAGUUUACUAGCUUUUCUUUUCUCAUUUUUAUCUUAAGCCCCCUUUUCUUUUCAUCUUGUUUUAGAUAGCUUUUAGCUCAAGUUUCAAGCCAACCAUUUCUUUAACUACAAAACCAAGUUUUAGUUUUGUUUCUUUUUUGUUCCUAAAUCUCUUACCUACACAAUUCUAUAAUGGGUUCUUUCUCCCUCUCUUCUCUUCCUCCUCCUUCACUUCUUCUUCGAACAAAUAAAGUUGUCAAGAUAUCUUCGGGUGGUCACCGUUGGCCUAGGAGGAGGAAAAGUUGCACUACUACUAGUUUUGUGUUCUGUCAAGGUGGCGGAGGAAAGACGAUCAGGUCUGGUAUUGGUUCAGUUUUUGGUGGGAGAAAAUCUGCAUGGGUUACUCCUACUACUGCUACUAAUCAGGAACAACAAAGCUCAUCAGCAUUUGUGAUGGAUGCGAGCAGCUUGGUUUUGGCUGCAAAUGGACAACCAGAGAUUGCUGUGAAAGAUUUGGUGCCUUAUAGUGGCCCAACAAGUUCUAGUCUCGUGGAAACCCAUGAUGGUAUUGGGAUUGUGAGGUAUCUGAGAGGGAAAGGGUUCUUCAUUACUGGUGCAACCGGGUUUCUGGCCAAAGUCCUCAUUGAAAAGAUAAUUAGGACAAUGCCUGAUGUGGGGAAGAUAUAUCUGUUGAUCAAGGCCAAAAACAAGGAUGCAGCAAUGGCGAGAUUGAAAACUGAAAUACUAAAUGCAGAACUGUUCAAGACUCUACGUCAAACGUAUGGAAAAUCAUUUCAGACUUUCAUGUUGAGCAAACUAGUUCCAGUUGUUGGUGAUGUCUGCGAAUCUAAUCUCGGUUUGGAACAAGAAUUAGCAGACUUGAUUGCUGAUGAUGUCGAUAUCAUAGUGAAUUCAGCAGCAAAUACAACUUUCGACGAAAGAUAUGAUAUCGCAAUUGACAUCAACACAAGGGGACCUUCAAACCUCAUGAGUUUCGCAAAGAGCUGCCAAAACCUCAAGCUCUUCUUACAAGUAUCAACAGCAUAUGUUAACGGGCAUAGACAAGGAAGAAUCAUGGAGAGAGCAUUCGACAUGGGGGACUGCAUAGCUAGGGAGAACAACAACAGUCUUGUCUAUGAAGCUGCAUCACGGUUCACAUUGGACAUUGAAGAUGAAGUUAAGUUGGUUAUUGACUCCAAGGAAGCAUUUCACCCGAAUGAAAUGGCGAUCAAGAUGAGAGAACUUGGGUUGGAAAGGGCAAAGAAAUACGGUUGGCAAGAUACCUAUGUGUUCACAAAAGCCAUGGGAGAAAUGGUGAUAGACAACAUGAGAGGCGAGGUUCCUGUCGUCAUUCUCAGACCAAGUGUAAUUGAGAGUACCUAUAAGGAGCCAUUCCCUGGUUGGAUGGAAGGCAAUAGGAUGAUGGAUCCAAUAGUUUUGUACUAUGGGAAAGGGCAGCUCACAGGAUUCUUAGUAGACCCAAACGGAGUUCUUGACGUGGUGCCAGCAGAUAUGGUGGUGAAUGCGACAUUGGCAGCAAUAGCCAAGCAUGGUAUGGAGAAGAAACCCGAGAUAAAUGUCUACCAAAUCGCCUCAUCAGUAGUGAACCCGCUUAUCUUCAAGGACCUGGCCACACUUCUCUACGAACACUACAACUCGUCCCCCUACAUGGACUCUAAUGGCAUGCCAAUCACUGUUCCGUUGAUGAAACUCUUUAGCUCCAUGGACGACUUCUCUGACCACCUGUGGAGGGACGUGAUCCAGCGAAAUGGGCUGACUGCGAUCACCUCGUCGGAUGGGAAGCUAUCCCAGAAGCACGAAUUCAUCUGCAGAAAGUCAGUGGAACAGGUCAAGUACCUGGCCAACAUCUAUGAGCCAUACACGUUCUACGGUGGAAGAUUCGACAACAGCAACGGGGAAAGGCUAAUGGAGGUGAUGUCUGAGAGUGAGAAGAGGCGAUUCGGCUUUGAUGUUGGGAGCAUAGAUUGGAGAGAGUACAUUACUAAUGUUCAUGUGCCUGGGUUGAGGAGACAUGUUAUGAAGGGAAGAGGAACCAGCAGCAGCUAAUAGCCACCAAAGAAAGUAGAGGAAAUUAUAUGUUAAAUGCUGUAAUAAAUAUAAAAAGGAAAAGCCCUCUGCUUUGUUAUCUUUGUUUGCUUUUUUCUGUACUGCCUAGUUUGUGCUUGUCUCUCUAACAUGUUCAUGAGAAGGAAAGGAAGAAAGAAAGAAGAAGCUUAUAGUUGUAAAUGGAGGGCAUGAAAAGUUGUGACCCUUCAUCGUUCAAAUUCUAUUGUAUGUGUGUAUGUACCUAAUUGAAGUUGAGUUUCUGUGGUCAACAUAAGACUAGUUUGUUCUUGAUAAUCAC
This is a messenger RNA of Linum tenue, 2452 nucleotides long. Lineage: Eukaryota; Viridiplantae; Streptophyta; Magnoliopsida; Malpighiales; Linaceae. The record is from the annotation of a GenBank genome assembly.